This is a messenger RNA of Durusdinium trenchii, 759 nucleotides long. The record is from the annotation of a GenBank genome assembly. Lineage: Eukaryota; Dinophyceae; Suessiales; Symbiodiniaceae.
AUGCAAUGGCCAGGAAGGCUGGGUAAGUGUCCGAAUCAGCGGCAAAGAACUGCUCACAAAGAAAGAAGAGAAGGCGGCUUCUCCUUUUCGCCAUUCGUGUCACGACUUGUUUUGACAUUGCCAGUCAAAAGCAAGGAGGUAGUUGGGCCUUCUUCUGGCUACACCCAUCGAUGGGCCAUCAACAUCGAUGACUGGAAUCCGGCAGGAGGAUCUGAAGGCAGCGAAUUUCAGUUCCUGCUCCGCCUGAUCAAGGAAGAAAAUGAAAGGAAAGCCGUUUUGCGCUUCAAGUUUCUGGAUGAUCAGAAGCGAGCGCUGAUAUCGCGGCUUUUGGUGCGUGCAUCUCUCGAUUUAGUUGUGAAUAAAACUAAUUUCGAUGGCAUGGAGAUCAAGAGAACCAAAGGAAGGAAACCGUUCUUGGCACAUCCACUAUGCCCAGAAAAUGAGGCACCCAACUGGAACGUAAAUUGUUCUCAUGAAGGCAAGUGGGUUGUAAUGGCCAGUGAAGGUCAUGUAAUUGCUGGCAUUGACGUGGCAGAGUUGCGGCGAACGCGAAGGGAUGGAGAACCCAUAGACUUCCACGAUGUGUUCAAGGACAAUCUGACUUUCAAAGAGUGGGAAUAUGUAAAGACUCAUGGACCUUGUCCAGACAAGGAGUAUGAGGCCUUCUCCCGCUUUUGGUCAGCCAAAGAGGCCUUUGUGAAAGCACGAGGAGAUGGCCUUGCUUAUCCUCUUGGGAAGGUGACUGGAUUGCAGCCCUGA